Molecule: messenger RNA, 435 nt
Organism: Staurois parvus
Lineage: Eukaryota; Metazoa; Chordata; Amphibia; Anura; Ranidae
Source: the annotation of a GenBank genome assembly
AUGCCGAAAGUAAAGCGAAGCAGGAAGCCUCCUCCAGAUGGAUGGGAGCUUAUAGAACCUACAUUGGAUGAGCUUGAUCAGAAAAUGAGAGAAGCUGAAACUGAGCCCCAUGAAGGAAAGAGGAAAGUGGAGUCUUUGUGGCCAAUAUUCCGUAUUCAUCAUCAAAAAACUCGAUAUAUAUUUGACCUCUUUUACAAGAGAAAAGCUAUAAGCAGAGAAUUGUAUGAUUAUUGUAUCAGAGAGGGGUAUGCAGACAAGAAUCUUAUUGCAAAAUGGAAGAAACAAGGUUAUGAAAACUUGUGUUGCUUACGCUGCAUACAGACCAGAGAUACAAAUUUUGGAACCAACUGCAUUUGUCGAGUCCCCAAGAGCAAGCUUGAAGUGGGAAGAAUUAUUGAGUGCACACAUUGUGGCUGCAGAGGAUGCUCUGGAUAA